CAUUCCACUAGAGAGGGAGAGAGAUGGGGAUGCAACGCUCAAUACUGGCGAAGGCCAAGCACGCCUGCGCCAAACUUUCAGGUGUUUAUAACAAGGGCAGCAUAAUAAAAUUGAACGAAAGGCAAGUGAUUUCAACCAAAAACCAACCCCCAUUUGACGUCUUCAUCAGCUACCGUGGAACCGAUACAAGACGGACCAUCGCCGGACUGUUGUACGAUCACCUCUACCACGUGGGGCAGCUGCGCCCAUUUCUGGACUACAAAUCCUUGUCCCCAGGCGACAACAUCAUGGACAAAAUCAGCGCCGCCGUCAAAACCUGCAGAGUGGGAUUGCCAGUUUUCUCGCCGCGGUAUUGUGAGUCUUAUUACUGCCUCUACGAGCUGGCUCUUAUGUACCGAACCAGCAAGUGUAUUGUGCCAAUUUUUUGCGAUAUGAAGCCCUCACAGCUCCGAGUUCCCAGUGAUAGAAGCUCUACGCUCCAGUGCUUCGCUUGGGCCCUUGAUGAAGCUAAGGAGACUGUUGGCCUAUCUUUCGAUUCUACAAAUGGAGAUUGGUCGGAGCUGCUAACCAAUGCUUCAGAUGCAGUGAGGAAGAUGUUGGAGGCCAGUGAAUAAUGAUGAUGAUGAUCCAAAACCUUUCUUCAUAUUUGUUCAUUCGACAAGUCUAUUAGAUUUUAAUGAAACAGCAGAAAUCAUUAAGUAUACACACAGAUAGUUUGUGAUUGUGGCUCUGGGACGGAUUGCAAGGAAGAACAGAAUAAGAAAAUGGCAUGCAGCCUCCUGAUAUGGAAGGAUGAAUCGUUGUCUU
This is a messenger RNA of Cucurbita moschata (crookneck pumpkin), 807 nucleotides long. RefSeq names its product TMV resistance protein N-like. Bases 24 to 614 code for a protein of 196 amino acids. Lineage: Eukaryota; Viridiplantae; Streptophyta; Magnoliopsida; Cucurbitales; Cucurbitaceae. The transcript is spliced from 2 exons. Gene Ontology annotation, biological process: signal transduction. The record is from RefSeq and is a predicted model, not a curated record.